AUGGGUCAAAUUACAGGAGACCAUUUAAUUGAUAUUUCUGUUGGCCCUGCUAUUCACCAUCUGUUGCUCAUUUUUGAGUUUUUCAAAGGCAUAACUAUUUUAGAAUGUAGUGAUUACUGUGUGAAUGAACUGGAGAAGUGGAAGACUAAAGAGUCAGAUUGUUUUGACUGGACCCAUGCCUUAUCGAUUAUGGAAAAAUUGCAAGGUACAAGCUUCAAAGGCGAGGACAUAGAAAACACUUUAAGAAGAAAAAUUUCACAUAUUUUGAAAUGUGAUUUCACCAAGGAAAAUGUUACAGAUCCGGUUGUUUUACCAAAAGCCGACUGUGUGCUCAGUAUGUUUGUCUUGCAUGUAGUUUCUGAUGACCACAAUGAUUACUGCAGGAACCUGAAAAAAAUAUCAUGCAUGCUAAAACUGGGUGGGCAUCUACUGCUAUUUGGAGUAUUUAAUGGAACGUAUUACACCGUAGGUGAGAGCAAAUUUCAUGUAUUAACAUCUGAUGAAAAGUCCAUAAAGGAUGAUCUAAGAGAAGCAGGAUUUACUAUUGAACACCUGGAGGUGAUAGAAAGCAAAACACACAAUGAUACAAUAGAUAUUGAACAUGUCUGGCUUAUUAAGGCAUUAAAAGUCAACGAUGUUUUUGUUUAA
Messenger RNA from Pelobates fuscus (common spadefoot toad), 648 nucleotides. RefSeq names its product nicotinamide N-methyltransferase-like. The record is from RefSeq and is a predicted model, not a curated record. The transcript is spliced from 3 exons. Gene Ontology annotation, cellular component: cytosol. NCBI's taxonomy places the organism in Eukaryota, Metazoa, Chordata, Amphibia, Anura, Pelobatidae. Bases 1 to 648 code for a protein of 215 amino acids. Gene Ontology annotation, molecular function: N-methyltransferase activity.